AUGACCCUUCGCGGCAGCAGCAACAGCAGCUCCUCCGACGGACAGCGCCAUGGCUCGACUGGUGCCGACUCGACGAGAAGCAACGACACGAUCAGAGGGCCCUUUGGCAGCUUUAGCUCGGUGAUACUGGCACCGCAGAAGCUGCACAUCAAUCGACAGAAACUCGAACGGCAAGAUUCACAAGAGGUCUCGCCCAGCACCAUCGUCCCUAGAUCGGCGCCUCAGAAUGCUCGCGCCAGCAAUGCGCGCGUCGACAUCACACCUUGGGAAGACACCACGCCGACCUCCCACCAGAACAUUCCUUCGAUCAGUCGACAUCCACCAACUGCCAACUCCGCUGCGCAUACGAUGACACCCUGGGGUAGUAACGACGACAACAACAACAACAACAACAACAACGACAAUGAUCGAGCACCGCAAAUGCCGCAGUCAGUCUUCAGCGGCAGCUUCUACAACGACUCCACCGAAGACCUGGGCCAGGUAUCGCCACGAUUUACGCCAGGAGGUGCAAUGGGGUUCCCAGGUGACAGUGAAGAUCGAAGGCCGUCAAUAGCUAGUGCAACGACUGUCUCGUCGAUAGGUUCAGCGAAGAAUAGUAUAAGUGGGCGCAUGCAUAAGAAGCUGCAAGGUUUCUUUGGUGAGGAUCCUCGUGAUGCUAUUUCUGAUGGGCCGAGUAGUGGCAGCAGGCAGAACUCGGAAACGAGCUCGAUGCUUCAUGGGCAACUGCCGCCCUUUGCGCCUGGCGGUGGAACUGGCGGGAACCGCAACAACUCCAUGAACGAAGCGAUGAUGCGCAGUGGCCCUCCGAGUCCUUCAAGUGGGUCACGACCCAGAACGCCAGCACCUCAGCCGAGCAGUGAAGUCACGCCAUGGAUAUAUCAGGAUGCAGAGAAUGCGCCUCCCGGCACAAACAACUCGUUCUUUCCUGACCAGUCUUCCAAUGGCCGCACGGCGAAGAACUCGACGGCAUCGCGCCUGCACUUGCCAGGACACAGGCACAAUCGUAGUACUGACGAAAAGCACAGCACUGGCUUCCCACUGCGACCUUCAACCAGCCGCGAACAGUCAUUCAAUAUCAUGCGCCGUGGAGAUGGUGAUCAACGCUCGGCGAUGUCAUCAGCCCUGAAUUUGAAAGCUACAAGAUCCACAAGUCCUGCCCCAAGCGCACAUAGUACCCAAAGUCAGCAAACGCAUCAGCAGUCGCCCAGUGGUGCCGGCCAUAAGAGGUCCAUCUUCGAUCGAGUCACUGGUCGCCACAAGAACGAUCGAGCCAGACCAGAGACGCUGCAAUCCAAUUCAGUCACAUCGUUACCCACACUACAGCCUGCAAUCACCAAACCUCGCUCUGACAGUAAAUCGGUGGGGCCAUCCAAGCCAAGAGGCAGCAAAGGAGACAAUGCCAAUGGCGCAGCAGCUGCGACACAGAAGAAGGAGCAUAGCCGGCUGCCUUUCAAGAGUAAGAAGACUACCGACAAUGCGGCGGACUUCAAUAGAAUCAAGGACCCCAAUGCACCACACGAUCCGGCCGCUGAUGCAUUAUGGCACCUCGAUACGGACAUGUCACAUAUGGAGGGCAUUAUUGAUCACAGACAACCACCGAUGACCCCUCCAUCUAACGAAAUCUACACUGGGUGGCCGCCCGAACAGCCUCAGCCGGAAGCCCAGAGCGAAGAGAAGGGUGCUUGGGAUGCACCAGAGAGCUGGGCGGUCAGCAAGAUUGCCGACGAGAAUAUGCGCAGGCUAACUGAGCUCGAUGAGCUUGGAGAUGUACCAAGGGAUGAUGAUCCAGGUCCAAUGUUCUUUAUGCGAAUCUUUCGAGCUGACAGCACCUUUGCCGUCAUAUCUGCGAGUCUGAAUACCACCGCCGCUGAACUCAUCUCGAUGAUGGCGAAGAAGACGUUCCUGCAAGACGAGCUCGACAAGUAUCAAAUUGUGAUGCGCAAGCAGGAUACAAGUCGUCAACUGUCUCCUGGCGAGAGGCCGCUGGUCAUGCAGAAACGCCUGCUGGAAAUGGUAGGCUAUCAGCAGAACGACAAGCUCGAUGAGCUAGGCCGAGAGGAUCAUGGCUAUCUCUGUCGAUUCACCUUCUUGCCAUCCAAGAUGUCCGGAUACUCUAGUCUGGAACGGGAUCCUGGAUUCAACAAGAUGCAGCGGUUCAAUCAUAUCGAUCUAUCUGGACGAAAUCUGAUCACAAUACCCAUCACACUGUACCAAAAGGCGACCGAAAUCAUCACUCUCAAUCUAUCACGAAACCUGACACUUGACGUACCAAAGGACUUCGUCCAAAGCUGCUCGCAAUUGCGUGAGAUCAAGUUCACGAGCAAUGAAGCAUGGAGGCUGCCACCAAGUCUGUCACUAGCCAACAGGCUUACCACCUUAGACGUUUCGAACAACAGGUUGGAACAGCUCGAACACGCCGAGCUGAACAAACUGCAGGGUCUGCUGAGUCUGAAGCUAUCGAACAACAUGCUCACCUCAGUGCCUUCAUCCUUUGGUGCAUUUCGUGCACUGCGAAGUCUGAAUCUUUCUUCCAACUCUCUGGUGGAGUUUCCAGCGCCACUUCGGGAGCUGACUACGUUGGUGGACCUGGAUGUUAGCUUCAACUCGAUCGCUACAUUUGGUGACAUCUCGACGCUUACGAAUCUGGAACGACUAUGGGCAACGAACAACAGACUGUCAGGACCCUUCGAUCCAUCCUUCUGCGCCCUUGAGAAUCUGCGCGAGAUCGAUGCCCGCUUCAACGCGAUAUCUGACAUCAACGUCAUAUCACAGCUCCCGAGGCUGGAAGCCCUCAUGCUUGGCCACAACUCUGUUUCGCAGUUUGAGGGCACGUUUCACUGUCUCAAGGUUCUGUUCCUUAAUCACAACCCAGUGACGAACUUCGAUCUGAACAUGCCUGUUCCGACCUUGUCCGUCCUGAACCUGGCGUCGGCCAAGUUGUCUCGUUUGCCGGAUGCACUUUUCAUGAAGAUUCAAAAUCUCACGAAGCUUACCAUCAGUAAGAACCACUUUGUGUCGUUGUCUCCGCAUUUUGGAUUGUUGUCAAAGCUGGAGUAUCUCAGCAUAGCGAAGAACGAGCUCAGCCGGCUACCUGCAGAGAUCGGUCGCUUGACCGAGCUGCGAUACCUGGACGUCAGAGAAAACAACCUAGGCCUUCUGCCACCCGAAAUUUGGUUCGCGAAACGUCUGGAGACUCUCAAUGUAUCUUCAAAUGUGCUGGCAGACUUUCCCAAGCCUGGGGCUCCUCUCCCACCUCUGCCAGAGACAAACUUUAUCAUGACACCCAGCCAGAUACCCAGCACAAGUCCGGAGUUCGAGGAACUCGGUAGACUCGAAGACUUCCAACUCCGUCGACCUAGCCAAGCUUCCAGCGGCCUUAGUAGUGCUGGCUCGCCGUCAGGCACGGCGUCGCGGAAGGGGUCAGUGGUCUCAUACAAUUCGGCGAAGACGCCGAGCGUCGGACGCACCAGCACGGCCAGCAGUGCAGGCACCAUCACACCCACAGGAGCAUCGCGAAAAGACUCAACGCUGUCCGGUAGACUCGCAGCAACGUUCUCGACGUCUCUCCGACACCUCUUCCUGGCCGACAAUCGACUCGAGGAUGACGUCUUCAAUGAGCUUGUACUGCUUCCGGAGUUGCGUAUUCUCAAUCUGUCAUACAAUCAGCUGUAUGAUGUGCCACCUCGUACCAUCAGGAAAUGGACCUACUUAACCGAGCUCUAUCUGUCCGGAAACGAUCUGACAUCGAUUCCGUCCGAGGACUUCGAAGAGAGCUCGUCGUUGAAAGUGCUUCAUCUCAACAAUAACAAGUUCCAGGUACUGCCUGCCGAGCUUGGCAAAGUUCAAAGGCUGGCAAUUCUAGAUGUCGGCAGCAAUCUCCUGAAGUACAAUGUCUCAAAUUGGCCGUAUGACUGGAACUGGAACUGGAAUCGACAACUGCGGUAUCUCAAUUUGUCCGGCAACAAACGUCUAGAGAUAAAGCCAAGCUCGCAAACAAACAAUGGUAGAGAUCAGCGCGACCUGACUGAUUUCUCCUCGUUGAUCAACCUUCGUAUUCUGGGCUUGAUGGACGUGACAUUGACCAUUCCCUCCGUGCCAGAUCAGGCACCCGACCGGCGUGUCCGGCUUGCUGGCUCUGUCAUCGGCAACACGAUGCCUUAUGGGAUGGCGGACACUCUUGGGCGGAACGAGCACUUGUCGACUCUGGAUAUGGUAGUCCCGCGCUUCCGUGGGCAUGAGGAUGAAGCACUCAUUGGUCUUUUUGAUGGGCAGUCACUGUCUUCUGGAGGCAGCAAGAUCGCCAAAUUUCUGCACGAGAAGUUCAAGCAUUACUUCAUCGAGGAGAUCGAGAAGUUGCCACAGGACGAGACCCCUCUCGAUGCUUUACGCCGAACGUACCUGGGCCUCAACAAGGAGCUCGCUACAGCCGCUAAUCAAGGCAUCGACGCCCGAGACCAUGCGAGCAGUGCCCUUGUCCAUCGCGGCAGCAUCUCUGGACCCGAGCUUGGUGACGAUGACCUGAACUCUGGCAGUACUGCGACCGUCAUGUACCUGCGCGGCAUGGAGCUGUACAUGUCAAACAUAGGCGACGCACAGUGCCUUCUCAUACAGUCCGAAGGUAGUCACAGAGUCAUUACGCGCAAACACGAUCCUGCUGAAGCACCGGAACGGCAACGCAUUCGAGAAGCUGGUGGCUUCGUGUCAAGACAAGGAAAACUCAACGACCAGAUUGAUGUCUCCAGAGCUUUUGGAUUCGUCCAACUGACUCCCUGCAUGAUCGCAGCGCCGCAUGUCAGCAGGAUAGACAUCAAAGACUCCGACGAGAUGAUUCUGCUAGCUUCGCGAGAGCUAUGGGACUAUCUGACGCCUGACUUCGCUGUCGAUGUUGCUCGGCAAGAGCGGAGCGACUUGAUGCGCGCUGCGCAGAAGCUACGUGACCUCGCCAUUGCGUUUGGUGCGACAGGCAAAAUCAUGGUGAUGAUCGUGGGGGUCAGCGACCUCCGAAAGAGAGAGAAGGCACGCUUUAGGACCCAUAGUAUGAGCAUGGGUCCUUCAGGUUCGCCUGAUGACUACUUCACGACUGUACGCAAAGCCAAGCGUGGAAGGGAUGCCGUUGGAGAUCAAAAGCUUGCACGUCUCGACCAGGAGGUCGACGCUCCUACUGGCGAAGUCACACUCGUCUUCACAGACAUCAAGAACAGCACGAUCUUGUGGGAGACAUAUCCCAUCGCCAUGCAGUCCGCAAUCAAGAUGCACAACGAGGUCAUGAGACGACAUCUGAGAAUCAUUGGGGGAUAUGAAGUGAAGACCGAAGGCGAUGCCUUCAUGGUCGCUUUCCCCACUGUCACCAGUGCUCUAUUGUGGUGCUUCACUAUCCAAAGCCAGCUGCUUGAAGUGCAGUGGCCGCAAGAGAUUCUCAACAGCGUACACGGCGAGGAGAUGCAAGACGCCGACGGGAACACCAUCUUCCGAGGUUUAAGCGUUCGUAUGGGUAUACAUUGGGGACGACCAGUGUGCGAGAUCGACCCAGUCACCAAGCGCAUGGACUACUUUGGCCCCAUGGUCAACCGAGCAGCAAGGAUUGAGAGUGUGGCAGAUGGAGGUCAGAUCUGUGUAUCCUCCGACUUCAUCCAGGAAGUACAGCGAAUGCUCGAGAGCCACAUCGAAUCUGAUCGUACUGGCUCAACCGGCUCAGAGGACACCCUUAGUGACGAUGUGCUCAGCCAGACGAUCCGCCGCGAACUCCGCUCCCUCAGCAGCCAAGGCUUCGAAGUCAAGGACCUAGGCCAGCGGACACUGAAGGGACUUGAAAACCCAGAGUACAUCUACUUGAUGUACCCGCACUCCCUCGCAUCACGUUUGAUCGUGCAACAGCAAAAAGCAGAGGCGGAGAGCCGAAUGCAGCAAGAGUCGCAAGCGAAGAAGACGCAGAACAGCCAGCUCACCAUUGACACGGACAAUGUCUGGGAUCUCUGGAAUGUCAGUCUUCGCCUGGAAAUGCUCUGCAGCACUCUUGAGAACACAGGCGCGCGCAGCUUACGGAACCCGGAGACGGCACUGUUGGAGAAGAUCAAGAAUGGUGGUGGAGAAAUCACAGAUCGCUUCCUCGUCAACUUUGUCGAGCAUCAGAUUAGUAGAAUUGAGACUUGUGUUACGACGCUGGCAGUGAGGAACAUGGUCAAGCCGUUCAAGAACGGCAUUCUGAACCAGGCCUGCCCGAUGCUGGACAUCCUCGGUGACCUCGGGUCAAAGCUGGAAGAGUUGAAGAGUCUGAGAAGUCAAGCGGAAGAGCAGGAAUUUGAGAUGGCGCCCUCCUAA
Messenger RNA from Fulvia fulva, 6318 nucleotides. Its product is annotated as Adenylate cyclase. Gene Ontology annotation, molecular function: magnesium ion binding; adenylate cyclase activity; protein binding. Bases 1 to 6318 code for a protein of 2105 amino acids. The record is from RefSeq and is a predicted model, not a curated record. The transcript is spliced from 3 exons. Gene Ontology annotation, biological process: intracellular signal transduction; cAMP biosynthetic process. NCBI's taxonomy places the organism in Eukaryota, Fungi, Ascomycota, Dothideomycetes, Mycosphaerellales, Mycosphaerellaceae.